AGGCCACAACAUAUAUUGGCAGGAUUGUUUGUGCGGGAGCUAAGCGAAUACAAUAAAGCAAUAUAUAUUAUUCAGAUAUAGGGUAUAUAUCGUUGUUGUAAGAAUAUAAAAAAAGGAAAGAUUUUAUUUAUUUUUUUGGUAUAAACUGCGUCGACAAUUCCUCACAUGGCAAAAUUUCCGACCGCCUUGAAUGUGACCACCCAGCAAGGUUCCUCCCUGCACGAGAGUAGAAGCUGCCACAUUGAAGAGGAACAAAAAGGCAGCCUGACACUUUCCGCACUCGCUCAUCUUUCUCCGGGCUAGUCACUGGAUUUCAAUGUUCAGCCUGCGCUUUGCUUUCUGUGUUGACUUGGGCCGCACCUAUAUGGCGUGUGUGAGCGGGGAAUUUUGCCAGGCACAGCACCUCACCACAGUGGAGAAGUGAAUCGACAGCCCCGCGAGGGACUACGCUACCCAGAAACCUCCUUGACUGGCCAGUGCACUCAAACCGCUGACUUUGAAAAGGCCCUCCUGGGAUAUUGCGUAGUCCUUGGCCCCGACUGCCCCGCCGACACGACACCUUUGCUUUCUGCUUUCUCUUUGAACAGCCAAUCACAAACAGCUCUCCUGAAUGGGCCGUCUCGCCAACAUGAACCGCCCCGCUGCAGUCGAGAUCACCUACGAGUGCAUGAGGUUCCUCAUCACCCACAAUCCCACCAACGCCACGCUUAACAAGUUCACCGAGGUAUGCCUGCGGACGUUGAGUUUAUAUGUGCGCGUGUUUACGAGUGGUCUAAAAAUUGCCCUCUGUUUUUCACGCCAGGAGCUGAAAAAGUUCUCCGUGCAAACUGUGGUGAGGGUGUGCGAAUCCACCUACGACAAGGCUCCUGUGGAGAAGGAGGGGAUCCAGGUUUUGGACUGGCCUUUCGAUGAUGGCGCCCCUCCUCCCACCCAUAUUGUGGACGACUGGCUCAAGCUGCUCAACACCAAGUUUCGAGAGGAACCCGGCUGCUGCAUCGCCGUGCACUGUGUUGCCGGGCUCGGCCGCGCUCCUGUCCUGGUGGCCUUGGCUCUCAUUGAGACCGGAAUGAAGUAUGAGGAUGCUGUGCAGUUCAUAAGGCAGAAGAGACGCGGCGCCUUCAACUCCAAACAGCUCCUUUACCUCGAGAAAUACCGGCCCAAAAUGCGUCUGCGCUUCAAGGAUCCCAACGGCCACGCCUGCUGCGUGCAGUAAGGCGGCGCCGCCCCCUGCGCGUCUUGCCUCCAGCCGCGUGUGGAGCGCGAGCAGUAAUUGUUGUGAUGAUUUGUAAACACUGAGUCAUGGCUAAUCCAACAGAGAACACGCGAGUAAACGCAAUGAAUGAAUGCAGACCACGGGGUACACCAGCGGAACCAACGCAAGGUGAAAGCACACAAACGGGCCCACCACCUCCCGGUUCUACCCGGUUCUACUGUCAACCACGGCCCAACUUUCUUUUCAACUUGAGUCCAUCCUAUCUUUGAUUCCUUCUUCCCUUCUUUCUUCAGCUUGGAAUAUUAUUAGACUUCCAUUUUUGUGAUUUAUUUUUUAUUUUUUAUUUUUUUAAUUGACACAAAGUGGUGAUGAAAAGAUGCAAUAUGACAUGAAAUUGAGAAUUUUUAUUCCCACAAAUGGUGUUCUGAUUGGAGCGAUGUAUCUUAUAAACCAUUUUUUCAACUGUCCAUUUAGGUAUUUGGGCUGUUUUGUGUGGGCACAAACAAGAAAAUGCAGUAAUGUUUUCUCCUCUUUUUUUUUUUUUUAAACCUAUUUCCUCUUUUUGCUUCAAGUCACUUUCAUAUUUUCUAAAUAUGUCUGCAAUAUUUAUUCACAAGGUGAUAUGUGUAGGAGCGGGGCAGGGACACUGAAUUCAACCCUUUUUGUUUGUCAUCCUUUUAAGAGCCAUGUCUUUUUUCUUUUCUUUCUUGGAGUGCAAUAAUCUGUCCACAUUGAAACCCCGGUGACACCACACACACACACACACACACACACACACACACACACACACACACACACACACACACACACACAGAGGAAGUAGCAGGUACAUUGGUUCUUAACAGUGCAACAGUAGGACUUCCCGUCUAAUCGGCUUAUUUAAAGCACACGGCCUGAGAUCCCAUCUGGAGAAAGAAUGAACAUGGUCAGUUUUUUUAUUGUUGUACCCCAUUUUGAAAACAUCCCCCCGAUUCGUAUUGGGUUCUUUAAAGAUAAAUAAAAUGAAAUAAAAAGCAA
This is a messenger RNA of Nerophis lumbriciformis (worm pipefish), 2230 nucleotides long. RefSeq names its product protein tyrosine phosphatase 4A2b (gene ptp4a2b). NCBI's taxonomy places the organism in Eukaryota, Metazoa, Chordata, Actinopteri, Syngnathiformes, Syngnathidae. Gene Ontology annotation, biological process: protein dephosphorylation. The record is from RefSeq and is a predicted model, not a curated record. Gene Ontology annotation, molecular function: protein tyrosine phosphatase activity.